AUGGCCUCGGGAGCCGGAGGAAUAGGAGGGGGCGGUGGCGGCAAGAUCCGGACGCGGCGUUGCCACCAGGGGCCAAUUAAGCCUUACCAGCAGGGGCGACAACAGCACCAGGGCAUUCUUAGCAGGGUUACAGAAUCUGUUAAGAAUAUUGUGCCAGGAUGGCUACAAAGAUACUUCAACAAGAAUGAAGAUGUGUGCAGCUGCUCAACAGACACAAGAGAGGUACCACAGUGGCCGGAAAAUAGAGAAGAUGAUCAUCUGAUAUAUGCCGAUGAGGAGAGCUCUAAUAUUCAUGAUGGGAGAAUCACUCCCGAGCCCACAGUCAGUAAUACAGAAGAACCCUCAACAACUAGUACUUCUUCAAAUUACCCAGAUGUAUUAACAAGGCCUUCUCUUCAUCGGAGCCAUAUGAAUUUCUCCGUGUUGGAAUCUCCUGCACUACACUGUCAGCCCUCCACAUCCUCGGCAUUCCCAAUUGGCAGUUCUGGAUUUUCCCUUGUAAAGGAAAUUAAAGAUUCUACCUCUCAACAUGAUGAUGAUAACAUCUCAACUACCAGUGGUUUUUCUUCAAGAGCUUCUGAUAAAGAUAUAACUGUUACAAAGAACACUUCAGUGCCACCUCUGUGGUCCCCAGAGGCUGAACGUACUCAUUCACUCUCACAGCACACUGCCACCAGCUCAAAAAAACCAGCAUUCAACUUGUCUGCCUUUGGAACACUUUCCCCUUCACUUGGGAAUUCUUCAAUCCUUAAAACAAGUCAGCUUGGAGAUUCUCCUUUUUAUCCUGGAAAAACAAUGUACGGUGGGGCAGCAGCUGCUGCAAGACAACUGAAACUCCGAAACACACCGUAUCAGGCACCCGUCAGAAGGCAGAUGAAAGCUAAGCAGCUGAGUGCACAGUCCUAUGGUGUGACCAGUUCCACAGCUCGGCGGAUAUUGCAAACUUUAGAGAAGAUGUCAAGCCCUCUCGCGGAUGCAAAAAGAAUCCCGUCUGUUGUUUCUUCUCCCCUGAAUUCUUCUCUUGAUAGGAGUGGAAUAGAUACAACCUCAGACUUUCAGGCCAAAAGGGAAAGGGUGGAUUCUCAGUAUCCCCCCGUUCAGAGACUCAUGACCCCGAAGCCGGUUUCCAUAGCAACAAAUAGAACUGUUUAUUUUAAACCGUCUCUGACCCCAUCUGGUGAAUUAAGGAAGACUACUCAAAGAAUAGAUAAAAAGCACAAUACUGGAUAUGAGAACCCUGUGACACCAGGACAAAACAGAGAACAACGAGAAAGUGGCUUUUCUUACCCAAAUUUCAGUAUGUCUGCAGCCAAUGGUUUAUCUUCUGGAGUAGGUAGUGGAGGCGGCAAGAUGAGACGAGAGAGAACACGCUUUGUUGCAUCUAAACCUCCAGAGGAAGAGGAAAUGGAAGUGCCAUUAUUGCCGAAAAUCUCUCUACCCAUCACCAGUUCUUCACUGCCUACCUUCAAUUUUAGUUCCUCUGUGAUCACAACUUCCUCUCCAUCACCCGUUAGUCCUUCACAAUCACUGACAAACAAGGUACAAAUGGCCUCUCCAAACAGUCCUGGCAGUCCCAUGUUUCGAUUUUCAUCUCCAAUUGUAAAAUCUACUGAGGCAGAUGUUCUACCUCCGUCAUCUAUUGGAUUUACGUUUAGUGUGCCUGUUGCGAAAACAACAGAACUUUCUGGCUCUAGUAGUAUUUCAGAACCAAUUACAAGUAGUAGUUUAGCUCAAGAUACCAAUGCAGUGAAUAGUACAAGCUGUAAGAAGCAGCCAGAUGAAGAUUGUGAGGGUCCUUUUAGACCUGCAAAAACCCUGAAAGAAGGAAGUGUCCUAGAUGUUCUCAAAAGCCCUGGUUUCACAUCACCAAAGGCAGAUUCUCUUGCUGCUCAGCCUAGUACCACAAGCCCAGUAGUUUAUACAAGACCAGCAAUAAGUAGUUUUUCUUCUGGGGGAGUUGGGUUUGGAGAAAGUGUAAAAUCUGGGUCAUCUGGAUCGUCGUCGUGGCAGUGUGAUACUUGUCUGCUCCAGAACAAAGCUACAGACGGCAAGUGCAUAGCCUGUCAGGCAACAAAAUUGCCAGCAAAAGAUACUGCUAAACAAACUGGAAUCGGAGCACCAAGCAAAAGUGACAAGUCAACUCUCUCUACAUCAGGGACGGGUUUUGGAGACAGAUUUAAACCAGCAGUCGGGACCUGGGAUUGUGACACCUGUUUAGUGCAAAACAAACCCGAAGCGAUGAAAUGCGUAGCUUGUGAGACACCAAAACCCGGAACUGGUGUGAAGCGAGUCCUUACGCUGCCAGUGGCUGCGGCGAGCGCUGUGCCCGUGGCCGCCGCACCUCCCACCUGCACUGUGACCACGGGCGCCGUAGGAUUCGCAGAUAAAUUUAAAAGGCCCCUGGGAUCUUGGGAGUGUCCAGUAUGCUGUGUUUCUAAUAAUGGAGAAGACAGUAAAUGUGUGUCCUGUGUGUCUGAGAAGCCAGGAAGUUCAGUACCUGCUUCAAGUAGCAGCACCGUCCCUGCCUCUCUGUCUUCUGGAAGCUGCCUUGGGUUAGACAAGUUCAAGAAACCAGAGGGAAGCUGGGACUGUGAAGUGUGCCUAGUGCAAAAUAAAGCCGACUCUACCAAAUGCAUAGCAUGCGAAAGUGCAAAGCCAGGCACAAAGUCUGAGUUCAAAGGCUUUGGCACGUCUUCCCCGUCUCCAAACCCAGCUGCCUCAUCCUUCAAAUUUGGUCUCCCGUCAUCGUCUUCUGGGCCUUCUCAGACUUUAACAAGCACUGGAGAUUUUAAAUUUGGAGAGCAGGGAGGCUUCAAAAUAGGUGUGUCUUCAGAUUCUGAGUCUCCAAACUCCAUGAGUGAAGGCUUUAAAUUUUCAAAACCAAUAGGAGAUUUUAAGUUUGGAGUUUCGUCCGAGUCCAAGCCUGAAGAAGCUAAAAAGGACAACAAGAACGAUAAUGGUUUUAAGUUCGGACUCUCUUCGGGUUUAAGCAAUACGGCAUCGUUAGCUCCGUUUCAGUUUGGGGUGUCUAAUCUUGGGCAGCAAGAGAAGAAAGAGGAGCUCCCUAAAUCUUCAUCUACAGGCUUUAGUUUUGGUACAGGUGUCAUUAACCCGGCACCUGCUGCUGCCGUCACUGGGGUGACCGCUGAGAACAAGAGCAGCUUCAGCUUUGGAGCCAUAGGAGCCAAGAGCGUUUCGGUGGCUCCGUUCACAGGGAAGACGUCAGAAGCAAACAAAGAAGACACGCCCGCCACCAAGGGAGGGUUCACUUUUGGUGGCACGGAGCCUGCCCCCGUGCCGUCUGCCUCUUUGUUCGUUUUGGGAAGGACAGAAGAGAAACAGCAAGAGCCGGUCACUUCUACUUCUCUGGUGUUUGGGAAGAAAGCGGACAGUGAGGAGCCGAAGUGUCAGCCAGUGUUUUCCUUUGGGAAUUCAGAGCAAACCAAAGAUGAGAGUUCUGCAAAGGCCACCUUUAGUUUCAGUGUGGCAAAACCAUCUGAGAAGGAACCGGAACAGCCUACGAAGGCCGCGUUCGCAUUUGGGUCUCAAACCAAUACCACGACUGAUCCAGGUGCAGCAAAACCAGUGUUCAGUUUCUUGAACAACAAUUCUUCUAAUUCAAGUGCACCGGCCACUUCGGCAGCCGGGGGCAUAUUCGGUAGCUCCACUGCGUCCUCCGGUGCGCCGGUGGCUGCCUUCGUGUUUGGACAGGCCAGCAACCCUGUGAGCAGCUCUGCUUUCGGGAACUCUGCGGAGGCCAGUACUUCUCAGUCUCUGCUGUUUUCUCAGGAGAGCAAACCUGCAGCCACGUCCAGCGCGGGCUCAGCGGUCACCCCGUUCGUCUUCGGUCCAGGGGCCGGUGGUAGUAAUCCUGUAACCUCUGGUUUCAAUUUUGGAGCUACCACCACAUGCAGCUCUGCAGGAUCCUCCUUCGUGUUUGGCACUGGACCUUCAGCACCGUCUGCCAGUCCAGCAUUUGGUGUUAACCAAACCCCGACGUUUGGACAGAGUCAAGGUGCCAGCCAGCCGAAUCCCUCAGGCUUCGGAGCCCUGUCAUCUUCCGCAGCAUUGUUUUCUGCCACUUCUCAGCCCACGCCACCCACUUUUGGGACAGUGUCAAGCAGCAGCCAGCCUCCUGUGUUUGGACAACAGCCUAGUCAGUCUGCAUUUGGCUCUGCAGCAGCUCCUAGUUCUACUUCAGUUUUCCAGUUCGGCAGCAGCACCACGAACUUCAACUUCACGAACAACAACCCGUCGGGAGUGUUCACGUUCGGUGCGAACCCCAGCGCUCCUGCGGCCGCGGCCCAGCCCUCGGGCUCCGGGGGCUUUCCUUUCAGCCAUCCGGCGGCGGCCUUCACCGUGGGGUCAAACGGGAAAAAUAUGUUCUCGUCUUCUGGAACUUCAGUCUCUGGGCGCAAGAUAAAGACUGCCGUCAGGCGCAAGAAAUAA
Molecule: messenger RNA, 4449 nt
Organism: Puma concolor (puma)
Lineage: Eukaryota; Metazoa; Chordata; Mammalia; Carnivora; Felidae
Gene: NUP153
Product: nucleoporin 153
Biological process (GO): RNA export from nucleus; protein import into nucleus
Cellular component (GO): nuclear pore
Molecular function (GO): structural constituent of nuclear pore
Source: RefSeq, a predicted model, not a curated record